Molecule: messenger RNA, 1381 nt
Organism: Jaculus jaculus (lesser Egyptian jerboa)
Lineage: Eukaryota; Metazoa; Chordata; Mammalia; Rodentia; Dipodidae
Gene: Casp6
Product: caspase 6
Exons: 9
Coding region: 159-1061 (300 amino acids)
Biological process (GO): apoptotic process; proteolysis
Cellular component (GO): cytoplasm
Source: RefSeq, a predicted model, not a curated record
GGCGGCUCGGGGCUCGGCGCGGGGGACGCGGCGCGCGGGACUCGCCCUGCAGUUUCAGGUCCUGGAAAUCUUGGUGGGGACCCAGGAAUCUGUAUUCUCACACUCUCACCAGGGAUUGAGAGAGAAGAGAGGUUGGAGUAAUCAGGUGUUAGGAGAGAAUGUCAACAGACAGAGAGGAAAAUAAUCCUUUCUGCCUUCACAGCGCUCCUCCCAGAGGUGGGGAACAAAACGUGACGGAAAUAGAUGCCUUCUAUAGAAGUGAAGUACUCGACCCAGCAGAAAAGUACAAGAUGGACCACAAGAGGAGAGGAACUGCCCUGAUCUUCAACCACGAGAGGUUCUUCUGGCACUUGACACUCCCAGAUAGGCGAGGCACCAGCGCCGACAGGGACAACCUGAGCCGCAGGUUUUCAGAUCUAGGAUUUGACGUGAAAUGCUUUAAUGAUCUCAAAGCACAAGAACUACUGAACAAAAUUCACGAGGUGUCGACCUCGAGCCAUGCAGACGCCGAUUGCUUUCUGUGCGUCUUCCUGAGCCACGGUGAAGGCAAUCACAUUUAUGCAUACGACGCCAAAAUUGAAAUUCAGACACUGACCGGUUUGUUCAAAGGAGACAAGUGUCAAAGCCUAGUUGGGAAACCCAAGAUAUUUAUCAUUCAGGCAUGCCGGGGGAGCCAGCAUGAUGUCCCAGUGGUCCCCUUGGAUGUGGUGGAUCACCAGACAGAGAAGCUGGACAACAACGUGACAGAGGUGGACGCGGCCUCUGUGUACACACUGCCUGCUGGAGCUGACUUCCUCAUGUGUUACUCUGUUGCAGAAGGCUAUUAUUCUCAUCGAGAAACUGUGAAUGGCUCGUGGUACAUUCAAGAUUUAUGUGAGAUGUUGAGAAAGUAUGGUUCCUCCUUGGAGUUCACAGAACUGCUCACCCUGGUGAACAGGAAGGUUUCUCAGCGCCGAGUGGACUUCUGCAAGGACCCCAGUGCUAUUGGCAAGAAGCAGGUCCCCUGCUUUGCCUCCAUGCUAACGAAAAAGCUGCAUUUCUGUCCCAAAUCUACUAACUAGGACCAUUCUGUCUUAGCUAGGCAGUAUCAUAUACAUUUCCUUCCUUAUCUAACUGUCACUAGGUUGUAGCAUUUGGUCCAGCAAUUUUAAUGGUUCAGGGUUUGAUGGCCAGUAGAGAAGUGCUGUUUUAUGUUUGCUUGGUUUUUUUUUUUUUCUUUUAAUCAUGUUGAACAUGGUAAAAAGGCUUAAAAAGAAAUUACAAUACAUAAACAUAAGCAUUUGGUAAGAAAGAUUUUUAGUAAACUACAAGAUUACCCAAUAUAUCUGGCUAAUCUGACUUGUAUUUUGUACCACCUUUUAUACAAAUUUAUUAGAUGAUG